AUGAAUUGUGCUAAAUUUUCUCUGUCGCAUCGUCGAUUCGUGGCUGCAGUAACUACAGGGAUUGAACCAACCAGUUUUAAAGAGGCAAUGCAGCAUUCAUAUUGGCGUGAGGCAAUGAGAAAGGAGGUUGAGGCUCUAGAGGAUAAUGGGAUAUGGACAGUUGCUACUUUGCCUAUGGGAAAGAAGGCUCUUGGUAGUAAAUGGGUCUACAAAAUCAAGUAUCAUACAGACGGAACAAUCGAGCGAUACAAGGCACGCUUGGUUGUUUUCGGGAAUUACCAGAUCGAGGGUCUUGAUUAUACUGAGACGUUCGCACCUACUGCAAAAAUAGUCACGGUUCGUACCUUCUUGGCAGUAGCAGCGAUCCGUGCGUAG
Molecule: messenger RNA, 375 nt
Organism: Coffea arabica (coffee)
Lineage: Eukaryota; Viridiplantae; Streptophyta; Magnoliopsida; Gentianales; Rubiaceae
Source: RefSeq, a predicted model, not a curated record